This is a messenger RNA of Botrytis sinoallii, 3489 nucleotides long. RefSeq lists its product as uncharacterized. The record is from RefSeq and is a predicted model, not a curated record. The transcript has 2 exons. Gene Ontology annotation, molecular function: protein binding. NCBI's taxonomy places the organism in Eukaryota, Fungi, Ascomycota, Leotiomycetes, Helotiales, Sclerotiniaceae. The coding region runs from base 1 to 3489 and encodes 1162 amino acids.
AUGGGUCAAACUUCGGACUUAGGAACGCGUCCACGAGAUAGAGUGAAGACUAAUAAAUUAUCAGACGCCUCUGGAUACCCGCAAUCAACGCUUCAAUCUUUGUCGCUUUCAACGGAUUCCCAACUGGACCCCCUGCACCCACUGAUCGCGAAACUAAGAUCAAGAAUCUCAAACGGCAUAAUCGUCUUGUUCGUGCGAAUAUUGUUAAAAGCUUUCGUGGCUGAGAAAGAGAGGCUGUUAGAAAAGUUUAAAGACGAUGUUGCGAAGCAGAAGGAUGCUAUUGCAAGAGGAAGAGCUAAUCGAGUCGUAAUUUCGAUCAAGCAGGAUGCGAGGGAGAGGAAGAAUGGAAGGGAACUUGAAGAUCUCUCGUGGUUGAGAGGUCCAAAAUGGUUGUUAGAAUUGCAAGCACAGGAUAGGAGGAGUGGAGUCAAUGAAGUUUCCCCACAGGAACUGCAGAAUAGGGAUAGGCGAUUGAGGAAGGAAAUGGAGGGGCAUAAGAGUGAAGAGUACGAGUGGAAUUCUAAGGAUUUCCGCGGCUCUGCUCCUGAGAGUGAGACUGAGGAAGAUAUAGAUGGUAGUAGGGAUAGCGAAGGAGAUGUUGUGAUGGGAGGAUUGGAUUCAUCGAGUGUGUCGCCCACAGAACUCAGUACUCCGUCUAACACGACGGCACUUUUUGAGCUCGAACAAAAGCUGGACCAAGACCUUCAGCGAUUAUUGAAAAAGGGGAUCAAGAAGAUAAAGGAGUACGAUGCUCAUGCGGAAAAUUCCUUGACACAAUUUAAAGACAAAUUGGCGCAGGAUAUUAUCAAUGGCCUUGGAUUGGACACAACGGAGGGUGAACCAUUGAAGUACACAGGGUCGAAAACCAAUCUACCAACUCCAUCCGGGCCUCAUGUGGGUAUACUGAAAAAGAAGUCUGUUUCGAUGCAAACUCCUAUGGAUUCACCAGCGAAUAUUCCGAAGAAAUCAGUAUCGAUUCAGACUCCAUUGGAGGGCGGGGCUGAUUGUGGUAGUACUUCGAAGAAGUCGGUAUCAACCCAACCUUCAAAAGAGAAUGGUGGUAGUCCUUCAAAGAAACCUGUAUCAAUUCAAAUACCAUCCAAAACUCAGAAUGGAGUUUCGGGAAGAUCACUUGUACAAAGUCCAAUGGAUAUUACUGGUAGCGCUUCGAAGAAAGUCCGUCUUGACGAUCCCUUCUGGACUGGCCCUUCAAGUUCAAGUUCAAGUUCAAGUUCAACUCCGCUAUCCAUGAAUACUCCAACCAGUGCACAGAGCCAGGUUUCUUUCCCGAUGAAUGCUCCUACGGGACCAGCAAAGUCCAGGCGUCCCUCAAAUUCUUCGAGUGGGCCUCCUACUCCCAAUGCACCAAAUGUUCCGACAAGUCCGGCAAAUCUUAAACAUUCCAGGCGUCCAUCAAGCUCGUCGACUCGACCGCAGAGUCCCAAUAUGUCGACCUUCCUCGCCGGCUCUGCGAAUGCCAAUUCAUCUACACCUCGUCUUUCUCAUUCUCGAAGUGCGCCAAAGGACUCUCCUUCUCCUCGUCGGCCAUCUAAUGCUGGUCUGCGAGGUGGUUUAGCUUCGCCGUCAAUGGUCUCCACACCAGCGACAGAUUCUAAAAGCACUGAUUCUCACACUGGUAAAAGUUUCAUAUCAUCAUUCAACUGGCUUCCGGAGCUUGAUGAUCGAUUUGAUCUAAAAACUCUAAUCGGGGAUGAGAUUGAAAUCAUUAAACAUGAAUCAAGGGACGACUAUGUUGCAUUUAACAAGACUUCGGGAAAGACGGGUCGUAUCGAUAUCAAACAUUUCAUGCAGGACAUCGAGCCCAUCGGACUGCUUGGUUCAACUUUCAUAUCUUCAAGCCGAUAUGUUCCAAAAUCUUACAACAACUUUUAUGAUUUAGAGAUUGAUCAUGGUGAUGAAGUCAAAAUCACGUCGCAUCACUCCGCCGAUGCAUUUGUAGGCUUCAAUAUGAGAACAAAAAGGGCGGGAAUUUUGAACGCGAAAUAUUAUCUGAAGGAUAUUGAAGACGCCGAACUUGGUAACAAAAUCGCCACGCGAUUUGGUCCAAGUUACAACGAUAAAGACGAUCCUCCUAUUUCACAUAUCGGUAAAACCUUCAGAGCAACAGAUACCCAGAGCCCAAAACAUCCCAAAGAUGUGGCUACUUUAAAUAUUAGAAUUGGCGAUAAGAUUGAAAUUACCAAUUAUACCAAUGGAAACACUUUUGUGGGUUUCAACAAGAGGUCAAAAGAAAAAGGGCAAUUCAAUAUGGACACUUUCUGGAAGGAUAUCGAGAAAUCUAGUCUUGACCUUAUUAGCGGACCAUCCACAUCCAAGAAAAACUCCCAAAACAGCAAGCAUGUACACGUUGGCAAAACUUUCAUUGCAUCACACGACUAUUAUCCACGUAGUGAUGCAGCUGAUGACCUGCCCAUAAGAUAUGGUGAUGCUAUUGAACUUGUCAGACAUGACUUUGGUGACAUAUUUGAAGGAUAUAAUACCAGAACAGAUAGGAUGGGGCUAGUCAAUAUCUUCUACUUCAAGAAAGACAUCAAUUCUGUUGGUAAAACUGGAGAAUCUUUCUCAGCAACAGGGUCUCGACGUUCCGAAAAUUACUCAUAUGAUAUUGGUAUUCCACAGACUGACGGUAACAACGACUCCGAGUAUUAUCCCCAAAUCAACCCCGCUGCACAUGUUGGCAAAAUUUUCAUCUCAUCACACUCUUGGCUUCCUAAUAAUGGCAUUGAUCUAGCAAUACGUCUUGGCGAUGCUAUUGAAAUUAUCAACGACAAUUUUGAGGGAAACUAUGAGGGUUACAAUACCAGAACUAAGAAGUAUGGCCGAUUUCAAGCCAGAUACUUUCAGAAGGAUAUCGAUGCUCUUGACUAUAUUGGAAAGAUUUUCACAGCCACAAGCAGCCUAUACGAUCCGGAUUUCAAUGCCCUACAGAUUAAUUUUGGUGAUGCCAUUGAAAUCACGAACGUCAUAGGCCGAGAUCUGUACACGGGAAACAACCUAAGCACCGGGCAAUUGGGAGGCAAGUUCUACAUUGAUCAAUUUCGAGAAGAUGCCAAACGUGGUCAUUAUGCUGGUAUCGAUGAAAACCGAGGAAACGACGAACAUCGCCACUUUGCUGGUGAAAUCCCGGGCGACCAUUCCGCUCAUGAACCUCGAGAUAAUGAUUCACCUGACAAUUACAUCAACAAAGUCUUCACAGCAACAAGUAGCCAAAGUCCUCGCGGACCUUCAGACCUCGUCACGCUAUCCAUCUCCAUAGGUGACAUGAUUGCAAUCAACAAAUUCGUCUCCGGCUCCACGUUUCGCUGCUUCAAUAUUACGACUGACAAAACUGGACAUGUCAAAAUGGAUAAUUACUGGAAGGAUAUUGAGGCUAAUCGGAGAUUGAGAGAUGCCAUGGAUGAUAAUUCGCCUGCUAGUCGAAUCUCUACACCAGGUAACUUGGGGGGUGCUGUACACCAACAGCAAUAG